GUUCCCGGAGUGGGUCAUCCGAGGCAUGGACCGAGACGUGAGCGUCCUGCUGUUCAUAACGGCGCAUAACGCCCGAGGAAGCAGUCCGGUUAUAUCCGUGGAGGCCCAUACAUCAGUGGCUCAGCAAAGGGCGGCAACGGGGCAAGACGAAACCGACCCAAACAUGGUACCUCUGCUGGGAGCCCUAAUCGGUGGCCUGAGCGUCCUGCUGAUGCUCCUGGCAGCAGCAAUCUUCAUGGCUAAGAGAGAGACACCAAGGAACAGGAAGCCUGUCACAGAGGUGACCUUCACAGCACAGCCAGCCAGUCCAGAGGGAUUCGAUCCAGACGUGGUCCAGUUCAUACAGAGAGCUCCGCACAAUCUGGACGUGGUGCCCUGUCCCAAGGGCUUACGCCACCUCCACCAGCACCCACAGGAUGUGAACGACUCCGCUCGCCUGGACUUGGAAGCCUGCGGUGCCGCGAAGGGAUGUGCCAGAUGCAGUGGGACGAAGGUGACAAAGGGGCCGCAGGCUCACAGCAGAAGGGUCUCAAACUCUCCUUUGCCGGUCAAGUUCGACUGCCACUGCCGCAGACAAAAAGACCCUAGGCACAGGGAGAGUAGUUGUGGUGACCAGGUUAGCGGGAGUGAUACGUCAAACCUCAAACCAGGCACUUCCAAUCUCCAAAGAGAAUCCGAGGAGGAUAAGACAGGUGUUCACAAGAGCAAUCCAAACUUGUGCAAUGAAUCCCACUGUUGUUCAUUAUCCCAGCAAGCUUACGCCACAUCAUCAUGUACGCCCAACUUCCAGGAGACAUAUCAAGAAGCACAUCAGCUGCCACAUCAGUCUUAUCCCAAUGAGUAUUUUGUUCCCUCUGCUGGGAAAGUGCCACAGAUGACCACAGUGUUUUGCAAUCAGUGUCACUCUCUCCCUAGACCCAGCAGCCGGGAAGUGAAAUACUACCAUCAACAGUCUCUCAGAGACCUGAGGUCAUCGAUGAUGAGAGGGAGCACAGGACGACUCUCCUCUUCAGCAUCCUUGGGUCAGCUCAAAAAUCUCUCCAUGUCACAAAAGGAGCUUUUUUACUCCUCCACCAAGGACUUUCAAGUUCAAUUCGCUUCUAAGGAAAUCCAGGGAUCAGCGGCAACUCCAAAACAGGGUUACGGUCGACAGAACACCCUUCCCAGGCCGAGGCAGAAACAGGUUCUAGAUUCAGCUGUCGACAUAAACAUCGCCAUUCCAGAUGAAAGGGGAAGCAUCAUGAUUAUGAAGCUUCUGAGUGACGAAAAACAUCCAUCAGAGUUUCAGUUGGAGUCCAGUGUUCAUCCUCAAAAAUCUUUGCUAAGGAGGACGUUGUCUGAGGUACAGUGUCCAAAGACUUACAAGCACGGUAAAGUUUAUCUUCAGAGCAUUGGGCAAUGUGACCCAAAUGUGAAACAGAGUUGUGUCUCGUUGAAUGACAGUGGUGCAUGCCCAGGAAUGGAGGAAAAGUGUAAGCCACCCAAAGGUUGUCCUGUAGGAGGGGUACAUACAGAUCGCAUAGAAACUAAUCUGGAGCAUAUUCCGCUAAACAGUGAAUAUAGUGACAGUAAACAUUACGUUAAAGUAGCCAUAGAAAACAGAAAUUACCCCGUGUCGAAGGAGAAAACACCUCCACCUUAUGAGGUCAUAUGCCAAAAAGACCAUGAUAUGGUAUCCCAUAGACCACAGUUUCCAUACAAAAAGAUUCCUCAAGAAAGUUCUGUGUAGGAAAAAAUAAACUCUGUUUAUUUGUAACUUUUUUUCACAAGUGUAACAGAAAUUGGAAGGACACCAGGUUUUUGUGUCCUAAAACUGAUAGACAACCAAAUACAAUACAUGUGAUGAAUACACAUUUUCAUUUGAACUAAAUCUGACAGUGUACACAAUAUCCAGUGUAGCAUAUGUACUGGGAACCAAAGAAAGAUGCAUACCAUAGGUCUGUCAAAAAUUUCUUUUUGUAUGAUGGAGGUGCUAGCCAACCAAAGAUAAGGUACAUGUAUGAAAACUUAUUUCAACUUGUUACAGAAUUGUUGGUUAACUACACAACAUAAUUACGUCUGAUGCAAAAGCAAUUUCAUAACUGUCUGUCAACAAAUGACCAUAUACUGCUUACGAUAACCCACUUAAAUGUGCCAUACAUGAGUUGAUUAACCAAAGAUCUGACAUAUAUGAUAAAACCCAUUUCCCAGUGUCACAGAACUGUCACACAAACAAACAUGUGACUUGCUGAAACAAAACCCAAUUUCACCUGUCCUAAAACUGAUAGUCUAGCAAAGUUAAUAUACCUUUGGUGAAAACCUAUUUCAAAGAUUCAUGGAACUUCUUGUUACUCAGUGAGAAGGCAUUCCAAACGAGUAGUCAUAUUCAAGUGCCAUACAGACCUGAUGAGGACUCAUUUUCACAACUGUUUUAUCAAACAAAGAGUUUUCUCUUCAUAAGAAUGAGGGAUAAGAUAAACUUGACAGAAACUAUUCAUUGUAAGUUUUCCACAGGACCUUUGGUCAACCCAAAUGUAGGCUGACACAAGUGUCACAGGGCAAGUUCUUGAGCCAACAAAUAAAAAGGUAUUUCUGGAAGUAACGCAAAAUCAUGUGUCAAUAACCAAUGCCACAAAUGUGAUGGAAAUCCUUAGUCCUAUGUAUCAAAGAGUUUUUGGUAAAUGAAUGUUAUUUAAGAAAGACAUUUAUCCAAAGGUAUUGUUCCUUAAGCAAACUUAAAACACCUCAGGCAGGUUUUCUUAAAUUCCAUUAAGCUACUGAUGACAUGAGUAGUGAAAUCAGGUUCAUAGCAGUUAGUCGACUGUGCCAGGCUUCAACAAGUGGGGAGAAGGUAAAUACUGUCAGGGUGUCCAUAAAGUCUCUCUUUACAAUUUUAAAAAUAUAGUACAAAAGCAAGUGAACAGACAGAUAUGUGUAAAUGAUUACAACAUGAGGAGCAUAUACUGAAAUAUUUUGGCCUCAUUUAAUACAGCUCUAUACGGGCACCAUUAGUUGCACGAAACACAUCAACACGACACUCGAUUACCACGUUCGCUGUAGUGUAGCCUCAUCAAUGGUGGAAAUGGCAUCAGUGAUCUUUUGUUUGAGAACAAUGAUGUUCUGUAUCUUUGUUCGAGGGAUAUCUGGCGAACAAGGUGGCCAAGGAAUUGGGCAAUCCCUUCCAGUUCACCAGUCUGGAAAUGUUGGUUUAGGAACCCAUGGACUGCAGUCCCCAAUGUGGUGGUUCACCAUCUUGCUGGAAAAUGAUGGUUGGUUGAAGGCCAUCUAGUUGUGGUGCCACACAUUCACUCAAAAUGUCUGCAGUAAUCGAUGUCUUGCUCAAGAAAAUUGGACCAAUGCGCCUUUGGACUAUCUUAGUGAAUUCCCAGAUUCUCACAUUAUGUGCAUUCAGUUUCCCUGAAACAUUAGGGGCUGUCUCCUCACCAAAACAACUCGAUUGAGGAACAUUUCCUUAGAUUUACGUCCCAAAAUGUUAGCUGCAAACUCUUUUUGUCUUGGUUUAUCAUUUGGCUUGAGUGCCUGUAUGAGUAGCACUUUGUAAGCGUACAAUCGCAAGUUCUUCUGUAGGACUUUGUGCACUAUUGAACGUGGUAGCUGUAGUAAGUGUGCCCAGCAGAAGUGCAGAUAGGCGUUGUAGGAGAACGAUCAAAGGCUUGUCUUACAGGAUCGAUGUGUUUCCUCAGAUGUUCUUGGUUGUCUGUUCCUCCCUUUAUCUAACAUGCACGAACUGACUGACAUGAGGGUGGAUCUCUUCCAUACUCAGUUCCGUAGGUUCGUCGAGUCUGCGUUUCCAAUUUUGUUUCAGUUAACCAUGACACUUAUUGUGCCCUUUCUUGAAGAGACUAGCCAUUUUUAGUGGUUCAUUUUAACAGUACCUUUUUCAUCAACUACCUGAAAUACACAAAUGCAAUGAUUAAAAACAAAGAAUAAAUCUGAUGAAGAUAUCUCAUCGAUAGCUUUCGUAAUAUAUUUUCUUAAUCGUAUAGAGACUUUAUGGAUACCCUGUAUAUAUAUGUAUAUAUAUAUAUAUACACAUAAAAUCAGGCUAUCUGGAGUAGCUGAAACAGAGCAAUCUAAUCAAAUACUAAUCUCACCCCUUAUGCAACAAGGAGAUAUUCCCCCGGGUAGGAGGUUGAGAAUAUUGAAUGACCACUUGAUACAAAUGCAAAUGAACGGGAUGGGGGAAGAAGAAGAAGGUCAGACAGAAAAGGAAGAGGAUUGUUCAAAUGGAAGGGAAUGCGAAAACAGAAGUGGGAGUUCUCGAUCCCAUUACAUUGCUGAAGCUGAACUGUACAGCAUUAAUUACAGAUAAUGAAACUCAAGACCAAACAGAUAUGAGUGGGUUUAGUAUAAGAAGCCAAAACUUCACUUAAGCAUAAAUGUUUUUUAUGCUUUUUGAAAUCUUCAUCCUAUUGCCAUGUCUGAGCAGGACUUCAGGAACCAAUAUUAUUAUUAUUACUAUAAUUAUUAU
Messenger RNA from Macrobrachium nipponense, 4471 nucleotides. RefSeq lists its product as uncharacterized. Bases 26 to 1729 code for a protein of 567 amino acids. The record is from RefSeq and is a predicted model, not a curated record. Lineage: Eukaryota; Metazoa; Arthropoda; Malacostraca; Decapoda; Palaemonidae. The transcript has 3 exons.